Salvelinus namaycush (lake trout) is the source of this 6274-nucleotide messenger RNA. RefSeq lists its product as uncharacterized. Gene Ontology annotation, molecular function: cytokine activity; growth factor activity. Gene Ontology annotation, cellular component: extracellular region. NCBI's taxonomy places the organism in Eukaryota, Metazoa, Chordata, Actinopteri, Salmoniformes, Salmonidae. The record is from RefSeq and is a predicted model, not a curated record. The transcript is spliced from 2 exons. Gene Ontology annotation, biological process: BMP signaling pathway; SMAD protein signal transduction. Bases 316 to 3855 code for a protein of 1179 amino acids.
CAGAUGCCUCCGUUGGAUGCCGCAAAGCCACCCUUUCACCGGAACUCCAACUCUUUGGUAAACAACAUCAAAAGGUGUGCAUGAGGAUAAAGGGUGUAAGAUCUGGAAUAAAAGCAGUUUAUCUGGGUUCCAAGCCACACACAGAGAGAGGAACACACAGAGAGAGGAACACACAGAGAGAGCGACAGAACACAGACCUCCACACUGAUCAACUCCAAGGUUCAACAGCACCUUUUAAGUCCCCAGAGAACCGACAACCACCCGGAUCAGCAAGAGAAAAACACGGUUGCUGUUUCUCACCCUUCAUCAAGCUGAAUGUGGACCAUUGGAUUAACACGUGUGAUAGAUCUAAUUGUGUUCAAUCGUAAACAACCUUGGAUCAUCCCUGUGGACACAACAACAGUACCACUCCUCUCCAUGGCGGAAACUGGGCUCCCCAGGUUGGAAGCUACCUUUAUCACCCGGAUCCUCUUCCCCCUGCUCUUCUUGCUGCUCCUGAUGUGGCCCCUGUCUGGGCAGGGCAGCCCCAUCUCCCUUGCCCCAGAGAGGCAUCACCCUGCUCCCGGGCUGAGGGACAGCCACAGGGGAGUCAUAGACCCAUCUCUGUUGGAGCAAGACAGUGAUGUGGACAUGCAGAGCCUGCUGGUGAAUCUGAGAGGCCAGUUUCUCCGGACCUUCAACCUGUCUGGCCUGGGCCCUCCUGCCCAGCCACCUGGCAGUGCCCGUGUGGAGCCUCCUGAGUACAUGAUGGAGUUGUACAACCGCUUCGCCAAUGACCGCACCGCCAUGCCCACCUCCAACAUCAUCCGCAGCUUCAAGAAUGAAGACUCACCUCCCUGCAGUUUGGGUAGUGGAGGGGUGAGACGACACCCUCUGCUCUUCAACGUAUCCUUCCCCCAACAUGAGCGCAUCACCGCCGCAGAGCUGCGUCUCUACACCCUGGUCCAGACCAACUGCAACCUCUACACCCUGGUCCAGACCAACUGCAACCUCUACACCCUGGUCCAGACCAACUGCAACCUCUACACCCUGGUCCAGACCAACUGCAACCUCUACACCCUGGUCCAGACCAACUGCAACCUCUACACCCUGGUCCAGACCAACUGCAAUCUCUACACCCUGGUCCAGACCAACUGCAACCUCUACACCCUGGUCCAGACCAACUGCAACCUCUACACCCUGGUCCAGACCAACUGCAACCUCUACACCCUGGUCCAGACCAACUGCAACCUCUACACCCUGGUCCAGACCAACUGCAACCUCUACACCCUGGUCCAGACCAACUGCAACCUCUACACCCUGGUCCAGACCAACUGCAACCUCUACACCCUGGUCCAGACCAACUGCAACCUCUACACCCUGGUCCAGACCAACUGCAACCUCUACACCCUGGUCCAGACCAACUGCAACCUCUACACCCUGGUCCAGACCAACUGCAACCUCUACACCCUGGUCCAGACCAACUGCAACCUCUACACCCUGGUCCAGACCAACUGCAACCUCUACACCCUGGUCCAGACCAACUGCAACCUCUACACCCUGGUCCAGACCAACUGCAACCUCUACACCCUGGUCCAGACCAACUGCAACCUCUACGCCCUGGUCCAGACCAACUGCAACCUCUACGCCCUGGUCCAGACCAACUGCAACCUCUACGCCCUGGUCCAGACCAACUGCAACCUCUACACCCUGGUCCAGACCAACUGCAACCUCUACACCCUGGUCCAGACCAACUGCAACCUCUACACCCUGGUCCAGACCAACUGCAACCUCUACACCCUGGUCCAGACCAACUGCAACCUCUACACCCUGGUCCAGACCAACUGCAACCUCUACACCCUGGUCCAGACCAACUGCAACCUCUACACCCUGGUCCAGACCAACUGCAACCUCUACACCCUGGUCCAGACCAACUGCAACCUCUACACCCUGGUCCAGACCAACUGCAACCUCUACACCCUGGUCCAGACCAACUGCAACCUCUACACCCUGGUCCAGACCAACUGCAACCUCUACACCCUGGUCCAGACCAACUGCAACCUCUACGCCCUGGUCCAGACCAACUGCAACCUCUACGCCCUGGUCCAGACCAACUGCAACCUCUACGCCCUGGUCCAGACCAACUGCAACCUCUACACCCUGGUCCAGACCAACUGCAACCUCUACACCCUGGUCCAGACCAACUGCAACCUCUACACCCUGGUCCAGACCAACUGCAACCUCUACACCCUGGUCCAGACCAACUGCAACCUCUACACCCUGGUCCAGACCAACUGCAACCUCUACACCCUGGUCCAGACCAACUGCAACCUCUACGCCCUGGUCCAGACCAACUGCAACCUCUACGCCCUGGUCCAGACCAACUGCAACCUCUACGCCCUGGUCCAGACCAACUGCAACCUCUACGCCCUGGUCCAGACCAACUGCAACCUCUACGCCCUGGUCCAGACCAACUGCAACCUCUACACCCUGGUCCAGACCAACUGCAACCUCUACACCCUGGUCCAGACCAACUGCAACCUCUACACCCUGGUCCAGACCAACUGCAACCUCUACACCCUGGUCCAGACCAACUGCAACCUCUACACCCUGGUCCAGACCAACUGCAACCUCUACGCCCUGGUCCAGACCAACUGCAACCUCUACACCCUGGUCCAGACCAACUGCAACCUCUACACCCUGGUCCAGACCAACUGCAACCUCUACACCCUGGUCCAGACCAACUGCAACCUCUACGCCCUGGUCCAGACCAACUGCAACCUCUACACCCUGGUCCAGACCAACUGCAACCUCUACACCCUGGUCCAGACCAACUGCAACCUCUACACCCUGGUCCAGACCAACUGCAACCUCUACACCCUGGUCCAGACCAACUGCAACCUCUACGACGGGGUCGACCGCAAGGUGACCAUCUAUGAGCUGGAGCAGCAGGAUGGAACAGGGGAGAACAAUAGAACAGAGGAGGACAACAGAACAGGGGAGGACAACAGAACAGAGGAGGACACUGAGAAAGGAGGAGGAGGUGAAGGACGGGAGCAGUUAGUGGAGCUGGCAUCACGGCAGGUCUAUGGUACUGAUAACGGCUGGGAGGCCUUUGACCUGACCGCUGCUGUCCAACGCUGGCGCAAGUCAGAGUACGGCACAACCCACAGGCUGGAGGUGCACAUAGCAAGCCUGGCCUCUGAGGGGAACGGAGGGCAGGCACUGGCAGAGGGCGAGGGAGAAGGAGAGGAAGAGGGGAGGAGGACAUUUAGGGAAGAGAUGGAAAUAGACACCAGCCCAGAGGACAAACACAAACCCCUGAUGAUCGUCUUCUCCAAUGACCAGAGCGGUGAUCACCGUGACGAGAAGCAGGAGCUGAACGAGAUGAUUGGACACGAGACUUCGGAGGCGGUGCUUCAGGGUGACCUGGGGCUGAAUGGGCUAUGGGGGGAGCUGAGCCGGGGCCAGGAAGAGCAGGACGAAGAGGCCCUGAUCCAGAUGCACUCUAACCUAAUCUAUGACACAGCCUCUAGGAUACGCCGCAACGCCAAGGGCAACCAGUGCAUGAAACAGUCCCUCUAUGUGGAGUUUGAAGACAUCGGCUGGGACAGCUGGAUCCUAGCGCCGGCUGGGUACGAGGCCUUUGAGUGCAGCGGCAUCUGCGCGUAUCCACUGACCGAACACGUGGCGCCCACCAAGCACGCCAUCGUCCAGACACUGGUGAGCAUGAAGAGCCCGCAGAGGGUGGUGCAAGCCUGCUGUGUGCCUACCAAGCUGGAUCCUAUCUCCCUGCUUUACCUGGAUGACACAGGAGUGGUCACGUACAAGUAUAGGUUUGAGGGCAUGGUGGUGGCAGAGUGUGGCUGCAGAUAGCCAGUCUACACACCCUGCUAGUCAUAUGGACAUGGAGAAAGACAGUGGUGAAGAGAAAUGACAGGGUUUGGAUGGAACAAAGCAAAAACUAAGAACAAAAUGGUGGCAUUAGAAUACACAGACCCUGAAUUGAAUCUGGUAUCACCAUUGAGAACAGUUGAGAAGAGAAACAAAAAGGAAGAGUGAGCAUUGACAAGGGAGAACAGGACUAUGUUGUAUCUGCAACUAUGAUUCAUCUAAACUCCUACACUUUGUACAUUGUAAAUUUAUAUUUUGAAUUUCAGGAAAAUGUAUGUUAUUUUCUACAGUACAACGUCUACGAUACGAAUUCAUCAUUCUGAAUGACUAAAAAAGUAUGGACCUUCAAGAAUAAACUAUCCUUUUAGCCACACAGCACCCAGGCAUACAGUACUGUCCAGUAGGCCUAGCUGGUGGGACCUCACAGGGGGAGCGUUAGCUCUCCUUCUCUGACACUUAUCUCUGUUCUCCCCCUAGACGCUAACACUAAUCCACACUUAAUUUACCUGUCUCUCUAACAGUAACAGCAACAGGCUUCCCAAGGGGAAGCAAAAACCUGACUGGACUGGACUUCUGCUAGGGGCCUGCCCUCAUCCUCACCCCCACCACCUCCCCCUGGCACUUGGGCUGAGGUCAGAGGUUAGGGUGGACUGGGUUAUCUGGGUUAUCUCACCCACCUUCCCACAUUGUCCUCAGAGAGUCAGUCACAUGACAUGUGAGCCAUUCUCUCCCACUCCUCUGCACAGAUAAGGAGGUGUUGGCACUGAGAAACGUGCUCCGCCACUCACGACUGGGGGGGGGGUCUGUCAAGAUUCCAUGGUUACUAAUAGAAACAUGAAAAGAUUGUAUAAACUUAGACCGGGUGUUGAGCCAUUGUAUGUACAAAACAAUAGGACAGCACUCCAAUGAAUAAACUUAAAUGAACAUAUUUUUAUGUUACACAAACUUUUCGGGUAUGAGCCUUUCUUCAGCGAGCAUAGGAGGCAAUGGCAAUCAGUGUCACGACAACAAGCAUUUGUGAUGCAGUAAAAAUAUGUUCAUUUAAGUUUAUUCACCGGAGUGCUGUCCUAUUUUUGUUCUACUAACGUUAAUAGAAACAGACUCUACUUAUACUCUUAGAAAAAGGGUUCCGAAGGGGUUUUUCGGCUGUCCCCAUAGGAGUACCCUUUUGGUUCCAGGUAGAACUCUUUUUGGUUCCAAGUAGAACCCUUUUGGGUUCCAUGUAGAACCUUCUGUGGAAAGGGUUUUACAUGGAACCCGAAAGCAUUCUACCUGGAACAAAAAGGUUAUUUAAAGCCGUGGAACUCUUCUAGGUUCUAGGUAGCACCUUUUUUUCUAAGAGUGUAGCAUAACUCACUGACCUACAUGUACCCCCAUGUGCCCCCACCAUCACCACCCUGAAAACCCCCUCUGUCCCUUCACCUUUACUAUCCCCAUCCCUCUCCCCCCGGCCCUGCCAUCCUUCACGUUUAAGGAAAGGAUUUACCUGCAUUUGGCCUGUUAUCAUGGACAGGCUGAGGAUGAGAGGAGGGGGGUGGCACCUCAUGUCUCUCCUCCCCUCCUCUGUGAGACUUAAGGAGUUCUGUGUGGGGUCCUCUCUUGUUGUUCUGUGUUCUUCUAAUACAAAUGUAAUACAGUUCUCUGCUGCUUGAUAAUGUGAAAGCCUAUUUAUUGAUGAAUUUAUUUAUGUAAAAUUGUAUAACAUGGAUAUGCAUACAGAGGGUGAACAUACAGCACAUACUCUGACCAUAUUUUAGGAAACAGCCUUAAUUUAUAGAUAUUUUGUGAAUAUUAUAUUUUGUUACCUGUUGUUCUGGUUGCUUAGUGAAUCCUAUUGUAAAAUACUGAAGCAGCAAAACUGCAGUCUUAGAGUGCAUAAAUAAUUAUAUUUUCAUACAAUGAAUAGUUUAAAAAAUACCAUUGAAUAUAAAUGAUCAUAACAUCUUCAUCAGGAAUCAUUAUCCAUUUCUCCCUUGGCCUGACAACUAUGAACAUAAUGCAACACUUUAGAAAGGGGGCUCUCAGGACUAGGAAGCAGAACUCUGAGGUUGGGACAGUUGCGUACCACAGUAUCAGCUCACAGGCCAUAGUUUACACAUGUCACACAAACACAGAACCAUGGGAAACUGACUGGAAGCCCAGCUAAUGAACACAAUGGAUGGUCUGCCUGAUGGUCUGCCUGUCGCUCGCUAUGACAAACUGCAGAUGCAGACAGCUGCUCUGGAUGGAAAACCUGUCCUUCAAAGCUUUUUUGUACGCUUCAAAACACGGAGAGAAAAUGAACUAUUAACAUGGUUCCUUUGCUUCCAAUGCUCUUCUUGAUGGACUUAUAUCAACAGCAGCAGCGGUGUCAAGGCAUGUUAUUAUCAUGUAAUGUCAUUUUCAUGUACCAAUGCACAUA